Nicotiana attenuata is the source of this 1029-nucleotide messenger RNA. RefSeq lists its product as uncharacterized. The transcript has a single exon. The coding region runs from base 1 to 1029 and encodes 342 amino acids. The record is from RefSeq and is a predicted model, not a curated record. NCBI's taxonomy places the organism in Eukaryota, Viridiplantae, Streptophyta, Magnoliopsida, Solanales, Solanaceae.
AUGGCUGUUAAGUUUGUAACGGUGCAUGUCGGGGCCAAGAAAGCCGAAAAAAGAGUAAGCGACAUCUUCUCCAUCAAGAAGUUCCUUUCCCUAUUCAACAAGGUAAGGAUAACCCUACCAAACGUGUCCGAAGGGAUGACAGUCGCGGACUUUCAGAAUGGGUUUAGUAGAGAGGGUUCAAGAGCGACAAGAAAAUUGCAGAGCCGGUUGAUGAAGUACCCUCCAACCACUUGGGAUGAAAUCCAUAAUGCUUAUUGUGCCGAAGUCCGAGCAGACGAUGACAACCUCCACGGACUAACUCGACGGCUCGUCUCGUUACAAGCCGAGCCCAGGAAAGAACGAAGAGACAACAUAAGAAGGGAUCACCCGAUCUCACAACCAAAUAGGGAACGACAUCAACCAUACAUCAAGGCCCCUGCCCCAACUUCCUUCCAUUAUGAUGAAGGCCCAUCUAGGCUGAGGACGGGGACUCACCGCAACGAGAGAGGUAUGCCCCUCUUAUUGUCUGGUCACAAUUUUUAUGUGUCACCUAUAGAAAUAGUCUAUGCCUUAGAGAGACUCGGCACGAAGGUGAAGUGGCCUCCAAAGAUGAGGUCCAGCCGGAGCACUAGAAAAUCCGAUGCCCUCUGCGAAUUCCACCGAAAAUGCGGGCACAAGAUAGAAAACUGCAUUUCCCUCAAGCAAGAGGUUGUGAACAUGUUGCAGCAAGGACACCUCAAAGAGCUACUGAGCGACAAGGGAAGAAACAACUUCGCUAGAGGCCGUGAAUGCCAAGGCCCGCCGAAGCCACCGUCACCAGCUCACACCAUCAAUAUGAUCAUUGGCGGCAGCGACAAUGCCUCUAUCAACGGCGUUAAAUUCACUGCCACUCACAAGCUCAAAAGAUCUAUCACCUAUAAACGGUAUGACGGACUCAAAACAAGUAUCAUCUUCGACGAGUCAGAUGCCGACUGUUUGACUUUCCCUCACAAUGAUGCUCUCCUCAUUACUUUACGAAUUUUGAUACUGAUGUCAAAUGUAUCAUGGUAG